AUGACAAGUGCUUCAAACUCUCCAGGAUCUUACUUAUCUUCCAAAACAAGAAGUUCAAAAAUAGAUGACAACUACUUGAAGGAGUUGAGUGAGGAUUUAAAAAUAAGGAAGCAGGAACUGCUAGAGAUGCUAAAACCUCUAGAAGAUAAGAACAAGCUGUUAUUCCAGAAGUUGACAUCUAACUUGGAGGAAAGACAAAGAAGUCUACAGAUCAUGAGGCAGAUUAUGGCAGGGAAGGGGAAUGGUGAAUCUUCAGUCAUUGAGCUCAUUAAGGAAGCAGAAGAGAUGAAGCAGAAUCUGGAAAGGAAAAACAAGAUGCUCUGGAAAGAAAUGGAGAUGCUAUGGAACAAGACAUUCAGCACAGAAGAACUCAGUGAUCAACAAAAAGCACUGCAGAUAAAGAACAAAGCAGACUUACAGGACAGAAAGUCUCCCAAAACCCCCUCAUCAUCUAGGAAGACCAAGAAUGAACUGGAGACAUCGUGUGCAGAGAAAGUGAAGGAAAUAAGGAAGGAAAAGCAACAGAGGAAAAUGGAAUGGGUCAGGUAUCAGGAACAAGCUAACUUCAUUCAGAAUAACUUUAAUGGCGAAGUGAUUGAGCUGAGAAUUGAAGCCUUGAAGAACUACCAGAAGCCCAAUGAUCUGAAGUUAUCACUGUACGUACGGCAGAAUUUUGAGCCAAAGCAAGCAUUUUUGAAUCUUCCUGGGUUCUGAGGUACCAUGGACACUGCAACUAUGAGCAGAGCAACUACUGGCAAAAGAAUUCUGGGCGCAAAGACCUACACGGAACAACAAGGAGCUAAAGGAAGUCAGUUUGAUGAAGAAAGAGGGAAGCUCUUUUUUCUGAGGUCAAGGCCAGAUGAAGCUCUGAAGGAUUAG
Molecule: messenger RNA, 879 nt
Organism: Kogia breviceps (pygmy sperm whale)
Lineage: Eukaryota; Metazoa; Chordata; Mammalia; Artiodactyla; Physeteridae
Gene: CCDC196
Product: coiled-coil domain containing 196
Exons: 10
Source: RefSeq, a predicted model, not a curated record